Cheilinus undulatus (humphead wrasse) is the source of this 2687-nucleotide messenger RNA. RefSeq names its product exonuclease 1 (gene exo1). The record is from RefSeq and is a predicted model, not a curated record. Gene Ontology annotation, biological process: DNA recombination; mismatch repair. Lineage: Eukaryota; Metazoa; Chordata; Actinopteri; Labriformes; Labridae. Gene Ontology annotation, molecular function: metal ion binding; 5'-flap endonuclease activity; 5'-3' DNA exonuclease activity. The transcript has 14 exons. Gene Ontology annotation, cellular component: nucleus. The coding region runs from base 158 to 2554 and encodes 798 amino acids.
AUCCAGCUGGCCAAUAGCAGAAGCUCAUGCUCAGACACGUCUUUUGCCGCUAAAACUCAAUUCACAUGCUGCUUUCCAACGACGAGCUGCUUUUGUGUUUGAAUGCAAGUGUAGAGAAAGAACUACAGAACCUUUGUGACUCCAUCAGCAGCUGAAAAUGGGAAUCCCUGGACUGCUUCAGUUCAUCAAAGAUGCAGGAGAGCCCAUCAGUGUCAAAAAAUACAAAGGGCAGACAGUGGCUGUGGACACGUACUGUUGGCUGCACAAAGGAGCGUUUUCCUGUGCUGAGAAGCUUGCCAAAGGAGAACCCACUGAUCAGUAUGUGUGGUACUGCAUGAAAUUUGUGGACAUGCUGUUGAGCUUCAGUAUAAAACCAGUUCUGGUGUUUGAUGGACGCAAUUUGCCUUCAAAACAGGAAGUGGAAAAAGCACGCAGAGAACGCAGAGAAGCCAACCUUCAGAAAGGAAGACAGCUGCUACGUGAAGGAAAAGUGUCUGAGGCCAGAGACUGUUUUACUCGCUGUGUCAACAUCACUCCGGCCAUGGCUCAUAACCUAAUAAAGGUUGCAAGGGCCAGAGGAGUCGACUGUGUUGUGGCUCCGUAUGAAGCAGAUGCCCAGCUAGCUUAUCUCACUAAAUCUGGUCUGGCCCAGGCUGUCAUCACAGAAGACUCUGACCUGCUGGCCUUUGGCUGCAAAAAGGUGAUUCUUAAAAUGGACAAACAGGGCAACGGCCUAGAGAUAGACCAGAGUAACCUGGGUCGCUGCCGUUCUCUGGGGAACGUUUUCACAGAGGAAAAGUUUCGUCACAUGUGCAUCCUGUCUGGCUGCGACUAUCUGGCCUCCCUGCACGGUAUUGGACUGGGCAAGGCCUGCAAACUGCUGCGGUUGGCCAAAGACCCCGACAUCCUCAAGGUGAUCAGAAAGAUGGGCCAGUACCUGAAGAUGAAUCUUGUCGUCCCCGAUGAGUACAUUGAGGGAUUUACCAGAGCCAACAACACCUUCCUCUACCAGCUGGUGUUUGAUCCUGUGAAGAGGAGAGUCGUACCUCUAAACCCGUACCCAGAGCACAUUGACCCAGCCACCCUCAGCUAUGCUGGAAUUAACCUGGGAGAUGAGAAAGGCUUGCAGAUGGCCAUGGGGAACAUUGACAUCAACACGAUGGAGACGAUAGACAACUUCAGCCCAGACAAACCUUUGCAACAGGCCAGUAAACCCCGCAGUAGCAGCUGGAACAGCUCCCCAGCUUCCACUGGACCCAGUAUCUGGAGCAGAGGCUUCAAACCAGAAUCUGUUGCCCUGCCCCAGCCUGACAUCUCUCCAGAAAGGCCUCCGUCCACCAGGGGGAAGGAGAGAGUCAUCAGUCUAGACGGUCUGAGGCUGCCAUGUAGAGAGCUGCAGGUGAAGAGGCCUCGGGAAGACUCUGGUAUAUCAGACCAAGACGUGCUGCAGCAGUACUCCAUCUGCAGUCCGAAGCGAUCUAGGUCAGACAAGCAGCCAGACAAGCCGACAUUAACUAGUCCACAGCCCCGCCCACGCAACCGUUUCGCCACCCUGCUGCAGAGAAGAAACCAGGAAGCUGAGGAGGAUGGCGAGGGACGAUUCAGCAGGUUCUUCAGCAGCUCCACCACUGCAGCCAGUGUGAGCACCAAGGCGACUACUCGACAGGAUCCUCUUGAGAAUGUGGAGCCCAGAUCUCUGAGUCCUGCUAAGGACAACUCUCCCAGCUCAAAGACCAGCGACAGCGAUUCACCCGAUGGUCCAUCUGUGGAAACCCCCAGUCCGCCUCAGACACCAGCCAUCAUGUCUCCCAGUUCAGCCAGUCAGGGGCUCAGACUGUUUCACUGGACAGGCAGCUCCCCCUCCACAGAAAGGCUGAGAAUGCCCAAGUCUACCUCAGGCCUUAGCGCCCUGCAGCAGUUUCAGUAUAAAAAGGAAAAUUUGUCUUCAUCCACAGAGACGCACAGAUCACCCGAAGACGCGUCACCAACACGCCUGUCAUCAGCUGAGGGACACCAAAAGAACAAAGAUGAGCUCCCAGAUACCCCUCCGUCCCAGGACAGCGCUUACUUUUCACAGUCCCAGUCUGACCUCACUUCCUGCCACAAAGAGGAUGUCUCUACCUACAGCUUCCCCUCCUCCCACCAGGAGGAUGCUGCAUGUGAUAUAAACUCAAGCAGAGAUUCGGAGAAAGACGCAAGUCCCACACACUCACCGGGAACAGAUCCAAAACUCAACGUGAUGAAAUCAAGGGUUUCAGGUCUGUCAAAGCCUAGGUCUGACAGCCAAGGUAAAGCAGCAAAAGUGGGAGCGCUGGGACCAGCCAAGGCCAGCGGCCUGAGGAAGAAGUCUGUUGGUUCUGCAAAGAAAAUCUCUAAUAAUGAGAACAACCCUGGUGUCCAGGCCACAAUCAGCAGCCUUUGGAAGAAUUUCAGCUUCAAAAAGGACUCUCAGAAGUUGGCCCCCGUCUCUAAAGGAAAGGCCCUGUCUCCAGUCAAAGACAACCUGCUGGUUGGCUCGCCUCAGACGGACAUGAACUUAAUCACCAGCUUCUAGUCCAUGCUUUGAAUGUUUCACAGUACUGAGCAUGCUCGGUGUGGGACUGAGGCUUUUAAACAUACCAUGUAUGUCAUUAAUUCACACUACAGUCUACGUAUUUCUUUGUGUAUUUUUAAAUAAAGAUACCUCC